UCAAGAACAGCCGGCAUCCCACGGAAGAGCGCAGCGACACUGAGGCUGCCUGCAGUGUCUCUGCAGGAGUUGCCGUUCUGCUUUAAUUCGCACGAGGCUUGGUGCUGCGGGUCUUGAUUGAAAGUCUGGUUUUUUUUUAGUCAUUUGGCUUUGUGAGACCUUUUGUAAAUUGGAGCCAGGUUGAUUGUGGAGAUGAGUUCUACUACUUCCAGUGAUGAUGAAGAAAAAGACACAUUUAAAAUCUUAGUUGCUACAGACAUUCACCUCGGAUAUUUGGAAAAGGAUGCUUGUCGUGGAAAUGACACUUUUGUAACCUUUGAUGAAAUAUUGAAACUUGGUCAAGAUAACGAGGUGGACUUCAUUUUAUUAGGUGGAGAUCUCUUUCAUGAAAACAAGCCUUCCCGGAAAACAAUAUAUACAUGUUUAGAAUUAUUAAGAAAAUAUUGCAUGGGUGACCGUCCGGUACAGUUUGAAAUUCUGAGUGACCAGUCAGUUAAUUUUGGCUUUAGCAAGUUUCCAUGGGUGAACUACCAAGAUGAAAAUCUCAACAUUUCUAUUCCAGUUUUUAGUAUUCAUGGCAACCAUGAUGAUCCCACAGGGGCAGAUGGUCUUUGUGCUUUGGAUAUUUUAACUUGUGCAGGACUUAUUAAUCAUUUCGGACGUUCACAAUCUGUAGAGAAAAUAGAAAUUACUCCCAUUUUGCUUCAGAAAGGAAAUUCAAAGAUUGCUCUUUAUGGAUUAGGAUCUAUUCCCGAUGAAAGACUAUAUCGCAUGUUUCUGAAUAAACAAGUAACCAUGUUGAGGCCAAAAGAAGAUGAAGAUACAUGGUUUAAUCUGUUCGUAAUUCAUCAGAACAGGAGUAAACACGGCGCCACAAACUAUAUUCCAGAACAGUUUCUAGAUGACUUCAUUGACCUUGUAAUUUGGGGUCAUGAGCAUGAAUGUAAAAUAUCUCCAACCAGAAACGAGCAACAACUUUUCUAUAUUUCUCAGCCAGGAAGUUCGGUGGUUACGUCUUUGUCACCAGGGGAAACUGCCAGAAAACAUGUUGGCUUGUUGCACAUCAAAGACAAAAAAAUGAAGAUGCAGAAGAUUCCUCUUCAGACCGUACGGCCUUUCUACCUCGAAGACCUUGUUCUAGCUGACUACCCGAACUUUUUUCUCCCAGACAACCUAAAAGUCACACAAGUAAUACAAGAUUUCUGCAUGGAGAAGGUUGAAUUGUUGCUGGAAAACGCAGAAAGAGAACGUCUCGGAAAUCCCAAGCAACCAGAGAAGCCUCUAAUAAGAUUACGAGUAGAUUACAGCGGAGGCUUCGAACCAUUCAGUAUGGUCCGUUUCAGCCAGAAAUACAUGGAUAGAGUGGCUAAUCCAAAAGACAUCAUACAUUUUUUCAGGCAUCGGGAACAAAAAGAGAAAAAUGAAGACGAAGUUAACUUCAGAAAACUGGUCCGUAGGCCGGGAGCUGAGGGAACAACACUGCGGGUAGAGGAUUUAGUAAAGCAAUAUUUCCAAACAGCAGAGAAGAAAGUGCAGCUUUCUCUUCUGACCGAGAGGGGCAUGGGGGAAGCCGUGCAAGAAUUUGUGGACAAGGAAGAGAAGGACGCUAUUGAAGAACUGGUGAAGUUCCAGUUAGAAAAGACCCAGCGAUUUCUGAAGGAGCGGCAUACAGAUGCAGAAGAAACAAAAAUCGAUGAGGAGGUGCAGCGCUUCAGAGAAUCAAAAAAAAAGAACACAGUGGAAGAGGACGAGGAAGUUCGUGAGGCUAUCAACAGGGCCAAGGCCAGGUCUCAGGAGACAGGUUAUGCUUCAGCGAUGAGUGAUGAGGACCUGAUGGAUGUGGCCACCUUUGACCAAAGAGUCAAUGAUGAGUCAGACGACUCUUUAACUCCCAGCUGGGGUAGACAGAGAGGUCGGGCGAGAGGCAGAGGACAGAAGGUCUCAACCAGGGGAGCAUCUCGGCGAGGAAGAGGAGGAAGUGCUGGCCGUGAUCAAACUGGAAACAGUAAAACGUAUAAGCCUGCAACUACUCCUUUAAAAAAUAUGUCGAUUUUGGAUGCUUUUAAGUCAUCCAGACAGCAGCCCUCCCGAAACGCGUCUGCCAAGAAUUAUUCAGAGGUUAUUGAAGAUGAUGAUUCUGAUAUGGAAGUGUCCUUCACCUCUUCCUCUACAAAUCGAAGAUUAUCAACCACAUCAACGCAAAGCCAAAGGAGCUCUCAGAGCCAAGCCUCAAAAGGUGUUUCCUUUGAAUCGGAUGAGGAUGAAUUAUUUCUUUCCACUUCGAGAAGAAAACGAUGAUAACCUCCGAAUCCAAAGCAUGGAAGGGAAGUGCAAAAAUUACUUCUCCAAAUUCUGCAAAGGAGCCCUGGGAUGUUUGCACCUGGUUCUCCAUAAUUUUACUGUAUUGUCUAGAAAGUGGUGGCUUCCUUGAAGAAGACCGCUUCCUUACUCUGUAUCUGCAACACCACCAGGCGUGCGCGAAUGUCCUGCUAAAUGGUACGAUCCAGAGUUCACUUGAGUGGAAAUAUAUAAAAAGGAAUAUUCCCUCUUAGGGAUGCCAGUUUUCACU
This is a messenger RNA of Pantherophis guttatus, 2569 nucleotides long. RefSeq names its product MRE11 double strand break repair nuclease (gene MRE11). Gene Ontology annotation, biological process: telomere maintenance; mitotic intra-S DNA damage checkpoint signaling; double-strand break repair via nonhomologous end joining. NCBI's taxonomy places the organism in Eukaryota, Metazoa, Chordata, Lepidosauria, Squamata, Colubridae. Gene Ontology annotation, molecular function: manganese ion binding; 3'-5'-DNA exonuclease activity; single-stranded DNA endonuclease activity. The record is from RefSeq and is a predicted model, not a curated record. Gene Ontology annotation, cellular component: Mre11 complex; nucleus; site of double-strand break.